This is a messenger RNA of Penicillium canescens, 1500 nucleotides long. RefSeq lists its product as uncharacterized. Lineage: Eukaryota; Fungi; Ascomycota; Eurotiomycetes; Eurotiales; Aspergillaceae. The record is from RefSeq and is a predicted model, not a curated record. The transcript has 4 exons. The coding region runs from base 1 to 1500 and encodes 499 amino acids.
AUGGGUGUGCAGGAAAGCAAAGUCGUGAUAGAUACUCUUUGCAAAGCACACUCUGAAGCCCAGAACCAAGGCAAGGAUAACAUUGAGCUCGAGGUGAAGGGACCGCACCAGUUCCUCAACUCGCUAAAGAAGUUAUGGACCAAUGUUCCCGAAUCGACCCAAAGAUCCAUCAGGGGACUAUCACCCCAAAAGCGAAGCCGGAAGGUUCCAAAGCACACCUCUAAGGCAAUCAUCCAUCAUGUGGACCAAGAAAAAAUCGCUCUUUGGAAGGGAAGCCCUCUAUCAUUCUUCAAGGAGAAUCAGUCUGAGCUUGUCUUGACAGAAGAUCCUUGCACUGAAAUCACCAAUUAUAUGACGAAGUUGAAAGAUCGAAAAGGUUUAGACGAAGUGCGCUUUCGGCUCCUUCAAGUGAUCUAUUAUCGAUUCAAAGAGAGAUUGGGCGUCAAAAUAAUGCGUCGAGACGACGUGAAAUGCCUCACACAAAUAUUUUUUAAGUCUGGAUUGAGAGAUUCGAACGCUUCGGAUCGGGUGUCCGAUUGGGUGGACCAGGGGAACAGAAUCAAUAGUUUGUGUCUCGAAGUUGGAAGUACACAGCAAACUGGGUACCGUCAUCUCGCCAAUCUGUUCUUUUUCGACGAUAUUGCUGAUCGCACUAUCAAGCGAGUAUCGAUGGAAGAAAACGAAAAAAACACAGAACGGGGAGAACUUAUUCGGAGGAUCAGGCAACCCAGAGACCGAAUCGGCCAAGACGAGAGACAGCAGUUGGAAGAACUGACGGACAUGCUCAUUGGUGCGAUAUGGAAUCAUGUUGAAGGGGUGAUAUCGAGAUCUAACUUAGGCUGGAAACUGCGGCAAACCCAAUCUUUUCAAAUCCAAAGCACGGCUCAUCCAGAAGAACAAUCUGCGCAGCAAGCGAAUUUUGAUGCUACACUGAAUAACAUGCCUUCGGUCACCUAUCAUCAACCUUUCCAGCCCACGACAAAUGCGCCCAGGACGCCAAAUGAACACAGGAACGGAGCGCCAGCUGUUUCUUCGAACUCCCCUACCGGCAUCCCACCGCCCCCAUCCGAUACCUCUUUCAAUGCACCGCUGCCUAGUGAGCCUAGCCCACCGCCGGCAUUUGACUUCCAGUACCUUGAUUUGGGCAUGUGGGCUUUCAAUACAUCAAUCGGCAUGCCGCCGGUAUCCAAUGUGCCGUCCGAUAUGCCACCAACCUCCAUCAACGCACCGCCGCCUAGUGAACCUAGCCCACCACCAGCAAUAGACUUCCAGUGCCUUGAUUUGGACAUGUGGGCUUUCAAUACAUCAUCCGCCAUGCCGCCAGCAUCCAAUGUGCCGUCCGAUAUGCCGCCAACCUCCAUCAACGCGCCGCCGCCUAGUGAAACUACCCCACCGCCAGCGUUCGACUUCCAGUACCUUGAUUUGGGCAUGUGGGCUUUCACUGCUCCCUCUAAUCCGUCUCCCACUUCAUUUAACGCUCGAUCACCCCCCAAUCAGUAG